Amaranthus tricolor (Joseph's coat) is the source of this 678-nucleotide messenger RNA. RefSeq lists its product as uncharacterized. The transcript has 2 exons. Bases 78 to 503 code for a protein of 141 amino acids. The record is from RefSeq and is a predicted model, not a curated record. NCBI's taxonomy places the organism in Eukaryota, Viridiplantae, Streptophyta, Magnoliopsida, Caryophyllales, Amaranthaceae.
AUCAUCAAAUAUUUGUAAAAAAAAAAGGGUGAAUAAAUUUUGAAAUUGGGUUGUAGAUCUCAUUAAGAAGAAGAGAAAUGGAAGGGACAAAUUCAUUAGGGACAGGAUUUAUGACAGUUUUCGUCGUCUCAGGAAGUAUGGCAUUCCUUGCCCUUCAACUCCACAAACGUCUUCUUUCUAAUUUUAUGAAACGCAUCGAUUUUGAAUUAGGACACGAAAAUUGUGAAUUGAAGAAAAGGGUCCGGUUCGAUGGAAAUACAAGAGAAGAAGCAUCAUCGACCGAAAUUGAUAACAAAGGCAAGUUAGGAAAAAUAUUGUGGUUAAAAAAGAGGUACAAAAACAAAGGAGCAGAGGAUGGCAAUGGCAAUAGUAAUAGCAUGCCUCUAAACAGGUUGGCGUUAUAUAAUGGCAUUCUCAAAUACAAAAUGUUAUUUCCAAAGACAGGUUAUGGAAAUGGAAUCUCCAGAGGAAGGAAUUCAUCUUGUGUUCAUUCUAUUUACUGAUUUUUUUUUUAUUUUUUUUUUUACAUAUUGAAUUUUGUAUAUUUUCUCUUUUUAAUAGGAGCUAAUCCCAAUUCUUGAUUAUGUCCCCUUUAAUUAAGCUAAACUAAGUUAGUAUCCAAUUGUAAAUUCCACCUUUGUUAAUGUACUCCCUCGGUUUUAUAAUACUGAUUACAUG